GUUGUAAGAUGGGGCUCAAAGAGGAAAAAGUCUAGCAGCGAAGGAGUGGGGCGAAGUGUGAUUUGGGGAACAAAGCAAGGGCCUGGAGCUAUCUCCAUCUUCAGCCCCAGAGUCCUUGGUUUCUGUCUGAGAACAAAUGGCACAGCAUCCCUGGCAGGAUCAACAACGAAAGGCAGAAAUGGCCUCCAAGCAGCAGAGAAGCACAUCCAUAGAAGAGACAAUGAGACCACAGGAAAGACAGGUAACCAUUACUGAAACCUUGUGGGACCAGGUGCUGACAGCUUUUAAGAAUAUACAAAAGGAGCUGCAGGAAGAUGCUCGGAUUCGAGGGAUGAGCAACUGCUCCAUGACACCCAUGACAUCCGCACCCAGAACUGGAAGCAUAAAGCUUCCAGAUUCCUGCAUGACCCCAAAGUUGAGAAGAUUGCAGUUCAGCACUAGAGAGCAGCCAUCAGGAGAUCGUGUCCACCACGUGAAGAUGCAGCUCUCCAGUCAGUCAGCUUACUACCCUGGACCCUAACUGUAGAAUCAAGGAAGAAGGACAUCUCUGCUUCAGCCAGCACAGCUUCAGUUGCUGGAAAAGGGGAAGAUAUUAGGCAGACAUCAUCACUGAACCUAGAAGAGAGUGUGGUGCCCAUAAGUGGAGAUGCCAGGGUCUACGGCUAAAACUGGAAACUGAGAAAUCACAUGAGACCCAAUCACAUUCCAACCACCAAAGCAAAGAAACCAGCAUGCAAACAGCUGAUGAAAUAAAUGUGACGUA
Molecule: messenger RNA, 763 nt
Organism: Saimiri boliviensis boliviensis (Bolivian squirrel monkey)
Lineage: Eukaryota; Metazoa; Chordata; Mammalia; Primates; Cebidae
Gene: LYLDT1
Product: chromosome 7 C12orf54 homolog
Source: RefSeq, a predicted model, not a curated record